UUCGUUUGCUAGAUAGAUAAGAAAGAUGCACGUGUGCCGAGACCUUCAGUCUCAGAAUCGUCCCAUCCAGUCAGUCAGUCAGUCAGUCGGUCCACAUACAUUUGCACACCUAUACAGCACAGCCAGCCUCAUACGUCGACACACGCAGGCAGCGAUAAACCCCCACCAAUCCAAACACACCAGCAAAAUCCCAUGGGAUGCAUGUCGGUCGGUGUAGACUGUCCAGACUGGCUGUACAAACAUGGUCUUGGUAUACCAUUGUGUAUGUAUGAAAUGAAUGAACCCCAUGCCCGGAUAAUGCAUUGGAUGGUGGGGAUGGCAUGCACCCAUUCAUCCAUCCAGCCAUCCGUCCACCAUCGCCACAUGACAUGCACACAUGUCAUCGAUGGAUGGAGGCCAGGCCCACUGACAAUCAGCGGGCGGCCGGACCCGUCACCCCUCGUCUCUCUCCGGAGCAUGUAUGCAAUGCGUCCGUCCGUCUGUCUGUCUGUCUGUCUGUCAUCAGUCAGCUAUAUGUUGACGACGUCCAACCCAGCUUCCCUCCGCCUCUCCACAUCCUGAAUCAGCGACGACCAGAUAGGGGCACCCACCUGCAUCACACACACACACACACAUACAGUGUCGAGUGAGUCCCUGUAGAUAUUCUCCGCCUGUGUGUCUGGUGAGGAUUCGCCGUAUGAGUGAGUGAGUGAGUGUCUCAGUUGGUCCCUACCUUCCUCGUCCCCACGCGUCCGUUCUUCUUUAUGACUAUGAGGAGUCCGUCAUCUAUCGGGUUCAGCUUUUGCUUCUCAGCAGUCACCAACUCACUCUGCAAACAGGGAUACAUACACAGACAGCGCGCAGCGGGUGGAGAAGCUUCUUUCGUGCACAUGUAUGCGUGUCGACAUGACUGACAUACAUACCUGCAGGGUAUCAAUCCAUUGAUUGAACCCGAAAGGCAGAGCCACAUGUGGCUGACCCUCCCUGAAUCAGUGAAGAGCCGACGAGUGGGUCCAUAAUUCUCUUGGUUGCUUGGUUGCUGCCGCACACCUGCUUUCUAGGUCGGAUUGCAGGUUGAAGAGGGUAGCUAUCCUGGGCCCGUCGGUGAUCCUCUCGGCAUUGAGCUCGUCUCCUGUCUGGCCAAUCACGAGCGGCACCACCAACAGGUCAUUGGCCAGCAACUCACUACUCACAGGCACCGCUGAGUCCAACGACCUCUGCACGGCCUCUUUGCCUCCCAGGACAAUGGCAACCCGCUUCUCCCUCCCUCGCCGCCGCCUCAGGUCGGCCAGGCUCACCACAUUCGAGUCGUCCGCCAUCUGCAGCUGCAGCUGCACGCACAGCAAGAUCAGACAACAAGAGGACAUGGCGGUUCGUGUAAAGGUGGAUUCGUGGCGUCUUGCCCACCCCGAGUGCGGCCAGUUUGGCCCCCUGCGAUAUGCGUUCGUAUCGUGAGUUCUGCGAUAUGAGGUCUCGACGCCACAGGAAGGCUAUCACUGCUAUCGCGGCGACAUCGAUGGCCAGGUUCCUGCUGGCCUCGGGCAAAAGCUCCACGUUGAUGCCCGACAGUGCAGCAAUGGUCUGUGUGAGCGCCACGAGCCCACUCACCGCCGCACCAGCUGCAUGGCAUACAGGCAGAGAGGCAUGUGUGCAAGGAUCCAUUCAGCACCGCCCGCCGUCGCCUCGUGUUUGUUCACGUGUUGCGAUGACUCUCUUUCUUCUCUUACCUGCGCCGGCGAUAUACAGGGCGAAGCGCACUUUCCUGAACGGACUCUCCACCUCCUCCCUCAGCUUCGUCAUCAUCUCUUGGCCCUCGUCAGCCAUCCUCAACGGACGAUGUGAAUGAGACGGCCGCCGGGGGCCUGGCAGCCUUGUUGGCUUUAGAAACAACGCCGAGGAAG
Messenger RNA from Vitrella brassicaformis, 1880 nucleotides. The record is from the annotation of a GenBank genome assembly. NCBI's taxonomy places the organism in Eukaryota, Vitrellaceae.